AUGGCUGUUGCCGACCCUCCGACCAUGGCUGAUACCGAAUCUAUGACCAACAAGCGGCCGCUCAUCGACGACUUCGACAAGAAAAGUGACGCUGAUCGAAUUCCAGUGACCUUAUUGUCAGGCUUCCUCGGAAGUGGCAAAACCACGUUGCUGCAGCAUUUAUUGAAAAACAAAGAUCACGCCCUGCGUGUAGCAGUCAUCGUCAACGACAUGGGUGAGCUCAAUAUCGACGCUAACCUUGUUGCUUCGGCGGGUGUACUUCAACGAGAAGAGCAGCUUGUCCGACUUGAGAAUGGCUGUAUUUGCUGUACUCUGCGCGUCGACCUGCUCGAACAAAUUGUUAAAAUUGCCCAACAGGGCGAGGUUGACUACAUUGUUAUUGAGAGCUCAGGCAUUAGCGAGCCUAUGCAGGUGGCCGAAACGUUCGUGUUCGAGCUACCUGAAGGCGCUGAAGAAAUGGCUUCAAUGAUGUCCCCUACUUCAAAGCGGUCUCGGACCGACUCUGGGGAAUCGUCGGGUGACGAAAUCAGUGUCAUCAGUUCAUCCCCAUACCAGUCGAUUUCAACAGGAAUUCCAACCGUGCAACUCGAGGAACUGCUCGUGCGCGACGGCAAGAAGCUGCCGUUACUGCGUGACAUCGCGCUGCUCGACACAUGCGUAACAGUGGUUGAUGCCGCUACCUUCUUCCACGUGUUCGACGACCCACGGAUGCUCGCGGACGUCGAGGAGAAUCGCAAGCAACUACCAGAGGGAGACACACGAACUAUAACGGACCUCUUGAUCGACCAAAUUGAAUUUGCCGACAUCAUCCUACUCAACAAGACGGAUUUGGUAUCUACUAAGGACGUCGAGGCUGUGGAGAAGGUUCUUCGUCGACUAAAUUCGUACGCAAAAAUUGAGCGUACCGUUAAGGGUCGUGUUGAUCCCAGGACGAUUCUUGGUACAAAGUUAUUUUCAUUCGAGCGAGCAUCCAACCAGAAGGGUUGGCUCGAGUCUCUCACAGUUGCACAUACACCCGAAACUGUUGAGUACGGCAUCGGGUCGUUCCUUUACAAGGCAGAGCGGCCAUUCCACCCCGCACGCUUAACGGGUAUUAUUCAGGAUGAGUUUGUCAUUGUUGAGUCCCCGACACUGCCACCAUUUCCGUCGGAUGAAGACGACGACGGUCACAACCAUAACCAUGAAGAAGAAGAAGAAGAAGAAGAGGAGAAAGAAGAAGAGAAAGCUACUGGGGACGAGGAAAUGGAGCCCGAGCAAGAUGGUGAUCCCUUAAGUAAGGAAGAUAUCGCCAAACGGCUGGAAGGCAAACAGAACGGACUCUUCAAGAAUCUACUCCGCAGCAAGGGUGUUUUUUGGCUUGGUACUCGACCCUAUAAUUAUGCUACGUGGUCACAGGCGGGUUUGUACUGCACAUUGUCUAAUGGUGGCAUGUGGAUAGCCGCAUUGCCUGAAGAAGAGCGCACUCGAACCAUGAAAGAACUACCUAACUACUCGGAUCUUAUGGCCCGUAAGCAUGGUGAUCGUGGCCAAGAGCUCGUGUUCAUCGGUCGUUUCUCGCAGGAGGACGAUGAAAUUGCAAGGAUCCGUGCAGCGCUUGACUCUUGUCUGCUUACGGAUGAGGAGAUGAAGCAGUACACCGCCAAUGACACUGAGGAGUGGGAAGACCCGUUUGAGCCGUGGGAGUACUAUACUUUUGAGGAUUAA
Peronospora belbahrii is the source of this 1704-nucleotide messenger RNA. NCBI's taxonomy places the organism in Eukaryota, Oomycota, Peronosporomycetes, Peronosporales, Peronosporaceae. The record is from the annotation of a GenBank genome assembly.